CCUUUUAUGGCAAGUCCGUAAUGGCGGCUUGAUAACGUCCAGGCGCUUCAUUUGUUAUUGAUGGAAACAACGCAAUCAGUAUGGCAGAUAAAAAGAGCAAGUCAGCCGCAGUGAAGAGGGUGCUGACGAAGAAGGAGCAGGAGGAGCUCAAGAAAAAGGAGGAAGAAAAAGCUGCUGAAGUGUUUGAGGAAUUCUUGGCAUCAUUUGAUGGCAGUGAAAAGAGUGGAGGGAAAAUGUUUGUACGAGGAGGGAUUGUGAAUGCCACUAAAGAUGAAGAGGUAGCCGAGCUGAAGAAGAGUAAACUGUAUAAGCCAGCCUCUAGAUUCGCUCCUGUAACUCAGAAUCCUCCUGUAUCACCAGUGCAGCAUGUAGAGUCUAGAAGAACCUCUUACCCACAGUCGGCCAAAAAGAAGACCGAUGAGAAGAAAAAGAGCAACCUGGAACUGUUUAAAGAGGAGCUGAAACAGAUUCAAGAGGAGAGAGAGGAGCGCCACAGAAGGAAGAACGAUCCAGGAGGGGUGGUGUCAGAUCUGGACCUUUCAGCGCCACGCCCACGCUCAAUAUUUGAUGAUGAUCCAACCUUGCCAACCACGACUAACCUUUACAUCGGCUGCAUCAGUCCCAAGAUGACGGAGGAGAUGCUGUGCAAGGAGUUCGGGAAGUACGGCCUGUUAGCCAGUGUCAAGAUCAUGUGGCCUCGGACCGGGGAGGAAAAGACCAGAGAGACAAACCGCGGAUUCGUGGCCUACAUGGUUCGGAAGGACGCCGAGAGGGCUCUGGCCGCCUUGGACGGGAAAACGGUGAUGGGUUUUGAGAUGAAGCUGGGCUGGGGAAAGGCGGUGCGAAUCCCCCCUCAUCCCCUCUACACUCCCGUGGGUGUAUUAAAAUCCAUGGCGCCCCCUCCUCCCUCUGGUCUGCCCUUCAACGCCCAACCCCGCGAUCGCUUCCGCAACGAUUUCAGCAAAACCCGCAGUCGAACACAAGCGGACUUCCUCAAGACUCUGUACGACGCCAUAGUGACAGUGGUUAUCCCAUCAGAAAGGAACCUGCUGUGCCUCAUCCACAGAAUGAUUGAGUUUGUGGUGAGAGAAGGACCCAUGUUCGAGGCCAUCAUCAUGAAUCGAGAGAAGGAAAACCCUGAAUACAGAUUUCUGUUUGAUAAUAAGAGUCAGGAGCAUGUGUACUACAGGUGGAAGCUUUUUUCUAUACUACAGGGCGAGACUCCGAACAUGUGGAAGCAGUCCAUGUUCCGAAUGUUUCGUAACGGCUCGUUGUGGCGUCCGCCUGUCCUCAACCCUUACCUCCAGGGUGACGAGGAGCCCGAGGACGAGCCUCCGCCUGUGCAGGAGGAGGAGCCGAAGAAAGGGCAGCUGAAACCCGAGCACAAGGAGCAGCUGGAGGUGGUACUGAGGGGCUUAACCCCUCGCAGGGUGGAGGUCGGCGACGCCAUGCUGUUUUGUUUAGAAAAAGCCGAGGCUGCCGAGGAGGUCGUGUCCUGCAUCGCCGAGUCUCUCUCCAUGAUACAGACGCCACUACAAAAAAAGAUCGCGCGGCUCUAUCUGGUUUCGGACAUCCUGUACAACUCGUCGGCCAAAGUCGCGAACGCGUCAUACUACCGGAAAUUCUUGGAGUUGAAGCUGCCCCAGAUCUUCAGCGACAUGGGCGAGGCGUAUCGGAACAUCCAGGCCAGGCUGCAGGCCGAGCAGUUCAAACAAAGGAUCAUGGCCUGUUUCCGAGCGUGGGAGGACUGGGCCGUCUACCCCGAAUCCUUUCUGAUCCAGCUGCAGAACGUCUUCCUGGGGAUCAUCAAACCGGGAGAGGAAAUGCCCGAGAGGACAGAGGUGACGCGGCGCCCUCCGCCCGCUUCUCCGGAUAUGGACGGAGCACCGUUAGACGGAGUUCCUCUAGACGGGAACGAGCUGGACGGGAUGCCCCUGGACGACCUGGACGGAUCACCCAUGACCUGGGAGCCGUCGUCCAUCGACGGGGUCCCUGUGGACGACAUAGACGGCGUCCCUCUCGGCCAGGCAAUCGACGACAUCGACGGCAUGCCACUGGACGAAGGCGUGGAUAAGACUUUACCAGCUGUGGCCUUGUCUAAAUGGGAGCGAGUGGACGACGCAGAGCCAUCAGCUAAAGCCAACUCCGAGGACGACAUGAGCGCCAGCGAAGCGAAAGAAAACGAGGCCGACUCGGACGAGGACAGCAGCAGCGACGACGACGACGCGGCCAGUCCCAGCAGGUUCGAGGGCGCCGAGUUCAAGAGCAGCCUGCGCAACUUCGAGAUGUCCGAGAGCAAAAGGACUCGACUCCGCGAGCUGGAGGUGAAGGUGAUGAAGUUCCAGGAUGAGCUGGAAUCGGGGAGGAGGCCGGGGAAAUCCGGCAUGAGCCUCCAACAGCAGGUUCAACACUACAGAAACAAGCUGCUACAGAAGGAGUUCGAUAAAGACAAUGAAGAAAAGAGAGACAAGUCAGGGAGUAAGAAGGACCGGUCGAAAAAAGAGGAGCGCAGAGAGCGAGUAGAGGAGAAGAGCAAAGGAAAGGAGCGAGAGCGGGACAGAGAGAGGGAGCGAGACCGGAGUAAGAAGAGCGAGGACCAAGAGAAGAGCAGAGGGAGGAGCCGGGAGGAGGACGACCGGAGUGAGAGGACGAGGUCUCGCUCGCCGCGGAAGUCGAAGCGCUCACGUUCUCCGUCUCCACAGCGCAGAUCCCGCCGCUCCACGUCCCGAUCGCCCCACCGCUCACACAAAAAAUCCAAGAAGAGCAAACACUGAUUCUGACCUUCUAUCUCUCUGACCUCCACACACACACACACCACAAUACUGCUUCAUCAGGGUUUCUCAGCUUCAGUUCUGGACUCCAGGACCGAACCUUAGAAACCCUGCACUCAUCCACAAGACACGUAAGACAUCAAAACUGGAUUUGAGCCAGUUACUUCUUCCCAGAAUCCUCCUGUUCACGGCUGCUACCGUCUCACACAACGACUUUUUUUGUAAGAGGAAGCGGAAACGUUUAUUUGUACAGUUGUUUUAGUUUUUGUUCUUUUAAAAUAAUAAUAAUAAAUUCGUCUUUUGAAGAUCUGAGUGUAAAAUCAACCCACGACCUUUACAAUAAACUGCUGAUGGUAGUGAUUGGU
This is a messenger RNA of Trichomycterus rosablanca, 3136 nucleotides long. RefSeq lists its product as uncharacterized. The record is from RefSeq and is a predicted model, not a curated record. The transcript has 24 exons. Gene Ontology annotation, biological process: RNA processing. NCBI's taxonomy places the organism in Eukaryota, Metazoa, Chordata, Actinopteri, Siluriformes, Trichomycteridae. Gene Ontology annotation, molecular function: RNA binding. The coding region runs from base 81 to 2774 and encodes 897 amino acids. Gene Ontology annotation, cellular component: nucleus.